CUGCAUUCAGUAUUGGUGGACAUGUGGCAUGGUUGUCUGAGAGGCGAGCCCUGAUUGGUCACGGUAUUUAAUCCGGGUUCUACGAAACGGUGACCGAGGAUUCGCUUGGUACAAGCUCCGACCCUAGCUGUGUGUGGACUCUCUUUUCAGACAGGGACAGGGAGGUCGUCGUCAUCGCUGAUAUUCAGAAGGUACAAAUCACAGGGGCUAAUGAACAUGGAAACAGCAAAAGUUCUCCACCGGACACCAGGAAGGGAAAAGGUUGGUAAUGGAAGCGCUACUCCACGGACACACAAGUGCAACGAGUGUGACAGGGAGUUCGGUAAACGGAAUUAUCUGACGAAACACAUGAAAACUCAUACCGGUGAAAAAUCCUACAGGUGUGAGGAGUGCGGCAAGACGUUCCGUCAGAGUGGUGGCCUACAGAGACACAUGCGUACUCACACUGGCGAGACGCCCUACAAGUGUGAGGAGUGCGACCGGCAAUUCAACACGAUAACCAAUCUAAAGACACAUAUGCGGACUCACACCGGUGAAAAACCGUACCAGUGUGAGAUAUGCAAGAAACGCUUUGCUCACAUUGAUUCCCUAAAGAUACACGUCAGAAAUCACAAUGGAGAAAAACCGUUCAAAUGUGAAGUAUGCGGCAAUCAGUUUAGUCAGCGUCCUCACUUGAAGACGCAUAUGGCGACUCACUCGGGCGCAAAACCGUAUCAGUGUGACAAGUGCAAGAAGCGUUUUCGUCAGUCGAGUCAUUUGAAGGUUCACAUGCGGACUCACACCGGUGAGAAGCCUUAUACAUGUGAGGAGUGCGGAAAGCAGUCCACUACCUUAGAGGGCCUACUUGUACAUACACGGGUACACACAGGCGAGAAACCAUACAAAUGUGAGGAGUGUAGCAAGCAGUUCGUUACCUUGAGUCAACUGAAGUUCCACAUGAGCACUCACACGGGUGAGAAGCCGUACAAUUGUGAGGAGUGUGAUAAACGGUUCGCUACGCGGUCCAGCCUGAAGUUGCAUAUGCGCACUCACACGGGUGAGAAGCCGUACACGUGUGAGGAGUGUAGCAAGCAGUUCACUUCGAUGUCCCAUCUGAAGGCACAUAUGCGAACCCACACGGGUGAGAAACCUUACAGUUGUGAGCGGUGUGGUACACAGUUCACUAGUUCGUCGACCCUGAAGACACAUAUUAUGCGGGCUCACACAGGUGAGAAGCCUCACCACUGUGAAGAAUGUGACAAACAGUUCGUUUCGCUGUCCGACCUGAAGGUACACAUGCGCACUCACCCGGGUGAGAAGCUGUACAAGUGUGAAGAAUGUGAAAAGCAGUUCUCUUCACCGUCCUAUUUGAAGGCACACAUUCGCACUCACACGGGUGAGAAGCCGUACAAGUGCGAGGAGUGUGACAAGCAGUUUGUUACGCCAGCUCAUCUUAAAAGACAUAUGAACACUCACAACAAUUAAAGUAUAUGUAUACAAAUACAAUGACUACAUUAUAUUUACCUUAAGCCUCAAAACUUGUGCGAUUAAGGUACCACAAACCUAAAAAUAACAAUGUUAGACCUGGGGUUAGAAAAGUAACGUAUGGUAUGAAUUUUAAGCGGGUUCAAUAGGUUUGAAUAUAUAAGUUCCGUUUGGGAUUUCUACCAGUAGAAUCUCCAGUUUUAGCGGCGGAGAUCCUGACAGAGAUCUCAAUCGACAAAGAAUCCUAUCUAGAACUUUAUACCCCUGUCACAUUUGGCGAAAAUCGAUCAGACGAAGAUUCUCGAGCCUCGCUUAUAAUAAUAAAUUCAUAGCACAACAAUUGUACAAGGUACAAGGACGGUUUUUAGGUGAACAAUACGCGCAUCCCUCUGUCUAUCUUAAAUAUCGCCAAUCUUCCAUCGACAUACGCCUCAAGAUCGUGGAUAAUGUGACAGGGGUAUAACCGAAAGAAUUGGCGAUUCCACCAAGACUUUACCCUCAUAACGUUAUAUGUCAUGUUUACGCUUUAUAUGUAAAGGCUCUACGUAAGUACGCUCCACUUGGCUUAAAAAUUGUUGUUCUGCUAUGAAGUUUUUUGUAAAUGUAUCACUAACUGGUCGCAACUUUUAGAAUAGCAUUGAGAAGAAAUUUGUUUUCAUAGUUGGAUAGUUUUGAGGAAUCUAUAGUGGUCUGAUAAAGCCAAGGAGGCGAUAGUUUUUGUUAUACAAACUAGCUUUAGUUAGCAUAGAAAUGAAAAUAAGUCAUAUAAUAGUUUGAAAUGCCUUGGUCUUCAUACAAUUUUUUUCUUUAAAUACAAGUACUAUCAAUCUUGUUUUAGAUGGAAAUAAUUUUCACCUGGAACAUACAAUUUAAGUUAAUUAUUUUCUCUGAUGAAGGUAGAACUUCACACACCGUAGGCAAUAGUUUAUGUAACAUAAAAUGAGCUUAUAUGUUCUGUACAAAUUAUAUCGGUUAGUGCCCCUAAAUAAUUUGACAUGUGUUCGGCUAGAAUGUAUUUCAACAUGGUGCUUUGGUCAAUAAAAUUUAAGCUUACACUUGA
Branchiostoma floridae (Florida lancelet) is the source of this 2524-nucleotide messenger RNA. Its product is annotated as zinc finger protein 431-like. Gene Ontology annotation, biological process: regulation of transcription by RNA polymerase II. The record is from RefSeq and is a predicted model, not a curated record. The coding region runs from base 211 to 1464 and encodes 417 amino acids. Gene Ontology annotation, molecular function: DNA-binding transcription factor activity, RNA polymerase II-specific; RNA polymerase II cis-regulatory region sequence-specific DNA binding. NCBI's taxonomy places the organism in Eukaryota, Metazoa, Chordata, Leptocardii, Amphioxiformes, Branchiostomatidae. The transcript is spliced from 2 exons.